Caenorhabditis sp. 36 PRJEB53466 is the source of this 2442-nucleotide messenger RNA. NCBI's taxonomy places the organism in Eukaryota, Metazoa, Nematoda, Chromadorea, Rhabditida, Rhabditidae. The record is from the annotation of a GenBank genome assembly.
AUGCACCCUCAUUAUGAGUCACGCUGUGUUUAUCCGUUAACGAGUGCAUUUUUCGGUAAUGUUUCUUUUUUAUAAAUAGAAUUGUACAAUGUGACUUAAUUUCGUAAAUUUCUGCACGUUUCUCUAAUUUUUAUUGUUUUUAAGGUCCUAUGGCGGAAAAGGACAUUUCUUACCGAAAACUGAUCGUGGAACGACUUGAAAGAGUCAAACAACGAAACAAACAAGUGGCAGCCUUCUAUAACAACUGUAAGUUUUUUUUUCAGUUGCCAAAUUUCCUGAAUAUGGAAUUUUAGACUCAAAACUCGCCGAUCAAUUGGAAAAGAAACAGAGCUAUGGUCCCAUUCGAUCAUCUGCGUGAGUUAUCGAUUUUGUGCACAAAGAACCCUCACAUUUCAGCAAUUUGCAAGAAACCGAAGAGUUUUUCAAGGUGAAGGAGGAGAUGGCUGAGCUCUAUCGUUCGAAAUGUCAAAAUGAUCAGAUGCUCAUCAACGCGAAUCACAAAAUUGUGGAAUUGGAGAAGAAAACGAGUGUCGCUGUGAAUGAGUAAGAAUCGGAUGCGGAACUCUCGAUAAACUGACUUUUUUCAGACGGGAUUCUCUGGAAUCUCGCUCGAAAAUCCUUUACGAAAAGUACGCUGAGGCGGAAGUGGACCUGCAGAAACUACGCGCGGACAGGGACAACAUGAACGACGAACGCAUUGCUCUGGUGGUGGGUUCAGGAGGCUGUCCGACGAAGAUUUGAUGAAAUGGUUUCAGACAACUGUCAACAUGCUCACUCAGCAGAAACUGGAGAUGGAGAAUGACAGAAUUCACUUUUUGAACAAAAUUCGAGAGCUGAACAAUCAGAGGGUCGACUUGAUGAAUGCUGAAAUAGCACUCGAAGAACAGUAUGCGAAGACUCAAAAACCGCUCAAUAAGUGUCUUGUUUUCAGAAGACGAAAUCUUCGCAUACAAGAUCAGAUCAGAAGUGCCGUGCAAGAUGUCUCAAAGGAUCAGAGAGUGUGAGUGAAUCCCAAGCCAGGAGUGAUGACCAACUCAAAUAUAUUCUUUCAGAAUGGCCAUGUUGCAAGCAAUGCCAGAUACGAACUCGAACGGAGAUCUCCUUAUGGGCGACAGCGUCCCAUCUUACAUAGAGCUCUCUUUUGUGAGUCGGAUGCAUAGGAAAUGAUGACUAAUCGAUUUAUUCAGGAGUGUGACGAAGGGGAGGUUAACGAUGUUCUGUGGCUAUCCGGGGAAACAUUCGCCACCGCUGGCUCGGACAGAAAAGUCAAAAUUUGGAAAGUCGAUGGUCAUGGCGGGCAGUCGAAAAUGUGGGUUGAUUUAAAAGCGCUUGUACCUGAGCAACGAAACAUAUUAUGAAAAUUAUAACUGUGACUUUUUUGAUUAUUUUAGAGAUACUCUGCCAGGAAGCAACGCCGCUUUCACCCGGUUGGAUUACGACCGCGACAGGAGACAUCUUAUCGCCUCUUCAAAUGACAACAACGUCCGCAUCUGGAAUCUGGAAUCUUCCCGUCUACUGGUUUGGAAACUCGAACAGAAACGAUAUCAAGAGUUACGUUUGCAGAGCACACUGUCCGGACAUGCUGAUCAAGUCACCUGCGUCAAAUUCUACCAAUCUCACUCUGCCGCUUCGGGAAGUGCGGACAGAGUCAUCAAGAUUUGGGACCUUCAGAAUCAGAGAUGUUCGUUCUACACUGAUACUGCCCCGUAACACAAUAUAUUUUAGGCAGCCGUUCAUUCUUUCCUGGAUCGAAGGUUUACGACAUUGCUACCAAUCUCGGCGGAAGUCCGUCCCUUUUCUCUACUGGCCACUUCGACAAGAAGCUCCGAUUCUGGGACGGCCGUUCGACGGAUGCUGUCAAAACGAUCGAAAUGGGUGGAAGAAUUACUUCGCUCGACGCCUCGAUGAGUGGAUAUGAACUGCUUAUCUCCACUCGCGACGACACAAUAACUUUGAUGGAUCUUCGUAACUUCCAGACGAUACACUGCUACAGGUAGGAAAUGAAAAAAUAAUGGAAUCGCCGCUUUCAAUGCACAAUAGAAAAAAAGAAUGCAUUCGCAUGAGUCGCAUGGGAAUUUGAAGGCUUUGUGGGAAAAAUAAGACAAAUGAAAUAUUUUUUGAAGCGGAGCCCAAAAGUUAUGGCUAAAGUUACUCUUUUAGCGCCGAGAACUACCGCACAAGCUCUGAUCUAUCCCGUGUUGUGCUGUCUUCUGGAAACGAUUACGUGGCCGCCGGAAGUGCAAACGGAAACAUCUACGUCUGGAACAGAAACAGUACAAAACUGGAGAAAAGGCUAACAACUGCCACUGAGUGAGCAUGCAUUCUCCAACUUCAAAACUCAUUACAUGUUUUAGCAAUCCGAUUUUCUCAAUUUCGUGGAAUCCGACUGGAUACGGAAUGCUUUCGUCCAGCAAGCAGAAAGUAGUUGCUCUAUGGAAAUAA